Molecule: messenger RNA, 390 nt
Organism: Ilex paraguariensis (yerba mate)
Lineage: Eukaryota; Viridiplantae; Streptophyta; Magnoliopsida; Aquifoliales; Aquifoliaceae
Source: the annotation of a GenBank genome assembly
AUGGGACUGUCCGGGGUGGUGGAACCUAUAAAGGGCAAGCCCGCUGUUUUUGUUAAAGAUGGGAGAUCUCGGGUGAUGGAGGAGGCCAUUUGGGUGUUGCCCAGCACCACCCAAGGAGUGUCAAACGAGCAGGCUGCCCAGUCAGGCGAGGGGCGAGCAACCCAGGUAGCCUAUAAUGGGCGAGCAGCUCCCAUAUCUACGAUGGGCAAGCGGGCCCUNAAGCUGCCCAGUCAGGCAAGGGGCGAGCAACCCCUGUGGCGAGUAGCCCCUGAGUUUCAAGAUGGGCAAGCAGCCCACGAGGUUCGCGAUGGGCGAACUACUCAUGAGGUUGGCGAGCAGAUUAGGCGCGGUGAGGAAGCGUUGCUAGGCCUUAGGUGUGUAGCCUGCUGA